Molecule: messenger RNA, 401 nt
Organism: Suillus subalutaceus
Lineage: Eukaryota; Fungi; Basidiomycota; Agaricomycetes; Boletales; Suillaceae
Exons: 1
Source: RefSeq, a predicted model, not a curated record
GGGAACAAAUCAGCCGCGUUCCAGCGUUAGAGGUGCCCACGUUCAAGAUUCUCAUCAUCUCGAAGGCAUUCCCUUGGUCAAUUGUGAUCCGUGCACCUGCUGGGUCUGUGAUCACAUGCGGCACGAUCUUUGAGGAAUUGCAUAAACAGCUACAAAGGCACAUCGAAGACGCGGAGUGGGCAAUCGUGGCUGUUGAUAAGACACGGAAGGAAGCAAUCGAGAAAGCUGCAAAGUCGAGGCAAGAGAAGGACAAGAUCAAUCGACUGAAGAGAAUUGAUUGGCUGGGGGAUACUUCAAUGUUUGAGGGGCUGGAGAAGGACAAGGAAUUUGAGAAAAAGAGACAUUUACCCGGAAGUGAGAGCGUCGCGGAGACAUGGGUAGUAAGAUUUGGGAAACGGUGA